UCGAAUUAGCAUUGACAGCCGAAGCGCAACUUUUCCCGAGGCAAAGUGAAAUCAAGCCGCGGACUCGGACUAAAUCUAGUACCUAGGUUUUCAACUCAUAAUUACCGAAAUAAGAAAAUAACGAACACCCGGAAUAAGCGCGUCGCUGUGGGAUUAUUAUAGCAGUGGAUCUGUCCAGGUGCUGAAGUCUUUGCUACGUCUUUGUAAGAGUUUCCGCCGUGGCGGAAAGUGAGUGACGAGUCGUGUCCCCAGCAAAGAGGCAAGAACUUGCUUUGCAGCCCGUGUAGUUGUUCUUUCGGUUGUUAUUGUCGCUUUUAAAAUUUAUUUUGUCCUCAAAACUUCUUCGAGAUUGCUUAAAAAGUGCAAGAAAAGUGCUUGGAAAGUCAGACCAUGGAACUACAGGGCCUACAAGACUCGUUGAAAUUGGAAAUUCAGUGUCAUCAGAAACUAGUUGCACAGAUGAAGCAAGAUCCACAGAACGGGGAUCUUAAGAAACAACUCCACGAAAGACAAUCAAGAAUAUCAGCUCUAAGCGAAAAACAAAAGCUUGCGGUAAGAAGUUGUCCUGUUGGGAACACCAAACCCAUUUCCCUCAUCAAGCCACCCAGCCAGAGCAUAGCAAUUUCAGUGGUGCCGGCAAAGAAUCCUAUCCCCAUGGUUACUGCACACAGUAACGGACAGAAGCCAGCGAGCCCAGAUCCUCCGCAGACAUCCCCCAUCAACCUGCAGACGGCUAGCAAAGCAGGGGGCAGGAGAGUGUCCGAAAAAUCAAGCUCACAGAUUUUGGGACCCGUCACAGCAGGGCCCAUCAAGGUUCCUCAAGUCAGCUCCCUGUAUCGACUGGUAGGGCAGGCAUCCACAGAGCUACCUCAGGUAAGGCCAAAGACCCUGAUCCCUGACAGUGUGCCGGUAAGCCCCUGUCGCGAGCAGCCGUCCAGUCAGCCCCUGCAGAAGGCCACGAUGGUCAGCAUCAAGAACGCCGGACCCGCCCUCCCCACAGCCAACAACACCGUCUGCCACGUCCAGCUGCCAAACAGCCAAUCCAUGGCCACAAGCCUCUCCGAGCCGGCCAGCGUGUCUCCUGUCCUCACCACAGCAGGAGUGGCCUACGCCAUCAUCUCCACGUCGCCCGGCAACAGCACGGGCACUGCAGUCUCCGUCAUCAGCGACUCCAUGAAGGGGCAGCCUCUCCUCAUCAGCGCAGACAGCAAGGUGAUAAUAAUUCAGCCCCAGGUUCAAAGCCAGAGUCAGCCAGAGAUUAAAGCAGAACCCAAGAAAGCAUCUGAAGAGCCUGUUCAGAGCUCUCCCCUGCCUGCCAGGAAGAAAAAAGCAGAUAGCCCUGAGAAAAUUGCCUUCAUGGUUGCACUUGGCUUGGUCACAACAGAACACUUGGAAGAAAUCCAGAGCAAGCGGCAGGAAAGGAAGAGGAGGAGCACAGCCAAUCCGGCCUACAGUGGUCUGUUCGAGCCUGAGCGCAAACGACUUGCAUCAAACUAUCUAAAUAACCCCUUGUUCCUGACAGCAGGAGCCAAUGAGGAUCUCUGUUGGAAGGAUGACAUUGUGCAUGAUGAACACUGUGCAGUGUGUAAGGAUGAUGGGGAGCUGCAGCCCUGCGAUACCUGCUCCCGAGCCUAUCACCCCGACUGCCUGGAUCCCCCACUCAAGACGCUUCCCAAAGGGAUGUGGGUGUGCCCAAAGUGCCAAAAAAAGGUGCUGAAUGAAGACAGCAUGGCGUGGCCUGAGAACCUGGCCAUUGUCCACUCCUACAUCACACACAAAGCAGUGAAGGAGGAGGAAAAGAGGAAGCUGCUGAAGGGAAGUGUACAGUUGAAGAGUGAGCACAAACAGCUGGAUGAGAAAGAGAGGCAGCUGGGCAGCUCAAUAACGAAAUGUGUGGAUUUGAAAAACAGCCUGCUGGCGGUGCAGAGGGGAACGCAGGCCUCCUUGGAGCGGCUGAAGGCUCUAAUCCGACUCAUCCAGAGAGACCAGGUGAUCCAGGUGACCAUGACUGCCACCACCACAGCAGCUUCCCCUCUCCUCACCAUCCCCUGGAUCAAGCCCACGAGCUGCGGCAGCCCCGCCCCUGUCUCUGCCGCCAGCACUGCCAGCAACCCCGCCGGCGCCCUGCAGAAAGGCCUGCCUCAGGCCCAGGGCAACAACUGACAUGCCUGGGGGGAGUCAAGAUACAAGCCGAGCACCGCGAGCAUCAUCUAAAGAACAAUUAACUCUUUUUAUAGGUCUGAAACACCAUAGAAAAUACUAACCAAUGCAGUUUAUAGACAGCUGUUGUGGCAAUCCUAUAUCCCACAAACAGUUUGUCAAUGCAUAUUUUGUAACUCCGACACCUUCAGUGCUUAUGAGAUUUUUUGUUUUUUAUUCUUGGCCUUAAUGUACUUAUGAAUUUAAAAAAGAAAAAACGGCCGAUAGAAAAAAAAUAGUAUUCAGUACGGCAGAUGUUUUUUUUUUUUUUUUUUUUAAAGUUCUGCACAUAGUGAGAGACACAAACUAGUUAUUAGUAGCAGUAGUUAUUUCUUUAAAAAAAAAAACAUUGGAAAUGUGGGACUGUCCUUUUCAAUCUGAUUAGGUUCUCCAAGUCUGCCGUGUGUAUUCAGGUGAAAGGGGGCUGGGGGAAAUGUUUUCAUUUUUUGUGUCUGGAUCAAAAGAGCCUUCAAACAAAACAAAGAAUCAUUUUUCAGUAUUACAGUUCAGAUAUUUAAAACAAACAAAAAAAGACAUUACGGAGUUGAGCAUUUCUCAUGAAAAGGAAGUAUUUUCCUGCUGAUGCCUAUCGAUUAUGUGAAGUAUUGAAGAGGGAUCACAGAACAACUCUUUUGUUAUUUUUCUUACAGGUCCAAACUUGCUGUCGAUGUAUUUUCUCACAUAUUGAUUUUGUGCAAAGAUGUUAUUAUUUCCGCUUGCACCUUAUUGUAGAUAUUUUCUGGCAAGCCUAGUGUUGAUUAUUUUAUGUUCGUCUGUAAGUGUGUGUGGGGGUGGGGGCGUUUUUUUUUAUUUUUUUUUUCCAAUAUACUUUUGCCAGUACAGAAAAUAUGCCAAAAAACUUUAAAUUUUUGUACUGCAGUUAAUUUUUAUUUUAUUUAUUUAUUUUUAAUUGUAAUAUUAAUAAUAAUACUAAUACUAAUAAUAAUUAUAUGAAUUUAUACACCUGGCGUGUCGCUUGCCAAAAAACAUCCACUAUAUGGUACAAACAUAAACUGCCUCAAGUGAAACGUCUGGAGGUUUCAUUACAAAUAUAUCAGAAUUUGUUUUACAGGGGCUGCAAAAUGAUGAAGGUUUGUAUUUUGUGAAGACCUUCCUUUUUUUGUCCUUGUUACUUGGAUAUUGUUAAGCGAGAGAAAUCCAAGAACACUUUUACUAGUUAGUCUUCCUGAUAAACAAAGGGACAGACUGGGCCUUUUCUAGGCCUCAGGCCUAUUGUUUAAUUUUGAGGCUAUUCUCACUAUAGCCUUUCAUUCAGACCCUGAGGCCUACAUUGGUAGGAAGUGUUAGGUGACAAUUUUUUUGCUGUUGUUUUUACUAAUGUUAAACGAUAAGGAAAAAAAAGAAACGCUAGUUUGAUUUAUUGGUAUAUUGUUUUUUUUGUUUGUUUGUUUUUAAAUAAAUAUGCAGUAUCCCUUUGGGUGCAAAAAUUUAUAAGGUAAACCUAAAUAACUGUUGAGAAAGGUAUAGAGCAUGUACAGUAAAUACUAGUCUGCUUUCUGUGGAUGGGCUGUUGGGUUUGCUGAAAGGUGUGAUGGUUCUGUAUUGUUUUUUGGAGGGAGCUGAAUCUUUAUAAUUGGUUUCUGAAGGCUACCACUGUAUUACAACGGGUCAUCCUAAUGACAGGUUUCGAAGUCCUGUCCUGUACAAAUCUACAAGGGUCUGCCUGUACUGUCUUCACACAAAAUACGCUUUAAAUCCCCCAAAACCCAUGUUGAAUGUCAAUAUAAUAUGGAUUCACCCUGUUUUUCACACAACUGCGGGCUGUUGGGAAGAACGAGUACCCUCUGGGUAUUCAUCCUUUAAAAUAAUCCAUAGGAUUUGUGCCAUUGUCCUCUAGCUGUAUCUGUAGAUCACACCCUUUUCUAUAGUUUUCUAUCAUUUUUUACAGCUCUGUAAAACUGGCGGUAAUUCCUUGAAUUUUCUGUAGAUUUCUGUAAAUACUUCUAGAUUUCUAGACGCAUUAUACUUUCUGCUUAAAAAACUAUAAGAACUUUCUUAUACAAACGUCAUGGCCAGUGCCUUUGUCAGUGUUAUUAUGUGUUUAUCAUAUUGCCCAAAUCUAAAAAAAAUAAAAUAAAACAUGACUUUACACGUAACCUUUUCACAAAAGGGUUGCUUUGUUCUGUUUUUAAAUUUGUUUCUAAGUGACACUCAACAAGAGCAAUAACUGCUAGUUUACUAAAAGGAUGUAAACUUCACCGGCCAGGAGCUCUCCAGCUUACUUGUCCUUUUCAAAGAGUGGAAAAAGAAAACAGGCAGCUUUCAAACAAACACCUGGUGUGAAGACAAUACAAGAAGGCUGCUGCACAGACCCAUGGAAAGCAGUGUCCCUAUUCAGAAGCCAGUUCCGAAGUUUUGCUGGGUAUGUAGGACCUAGGAGUUGGUUUGUGCAGAAACAAGCACUGAAAGUCACACGACGCCACUCUGGCAGGACAGUUAAGAUAUACAGUCACCCUGUGCUUUCUUUGGUGAUCAGUGAUUAAUUUGCUUUAAUAGUCUUAUCCAGACACUAAGGACACUGAAAAGGUCCUGUCCCGAGAAGGUCCCAGUUAUGUGUGUACUUAUUAAAAAACAGACAGACUGACUGUGACAUAAUGUUCUGUUUCUAUCAGAACUGACCUUCAGGGAGCAGCCAGCCCACAUGUUUUCUGCAGCAAGGAUUCAAAGAUUGCACCUGGGUUACAAAUAACGAAUGUCUGCAGAGCUGCAUAGCCCUCAGGACAGACUGUUCAGGAUUUAAGUGGAAGCUCUAGUGAACAGUUGGUACACCCUAAAUGUACAGUUGGCAUGAUUUUAUCAAUUACCAGUUGGGUUCAAUUGUGUAAAAAGUUCACAGGAAAGCUAAGUAACUUUAACUUCAAACUGACUAUUAAAGAAGAUAAAUAAAAUAUCUAAUCAAAUUGUAUUUACUGACUAGGAAUUUAUUGUGGAAGUUUAGACGGUAGACUGUACCUAAACUUGUGUUAACUGAAUAUGUGCUAGCUUUCUCUCUAAGGGUUAUUAGUAUCAGCAAUGGCCAAGAAAAGAGGCAAAUACUGUAGCAAGAAUGCAACAAGUUGUAACAAUUUAUGCAGCAGUUUUUUUUGUUCUUUUUUUAUGCAAUUGAACCUUACAUUAAUAUACAAAACUAGCAAGUGCAUAUUGAAAUGUUAGGUAACUGUCUGAAUAGUUUUUGUCCCACUGUAAAAUAAACAAUACUUUAACAAGAACACAGAUCCCUAAUAUUAAAAGCAACCUGCCGAAUACUGAUUGUAACCACAGGUAUUGUAACCCAUUCAAAUCUUAGAACCUUUGCAGUACAGGUGUAACAGAAAGCGUGGGAAUCUGGUGUCCAGAGAGGUUAUUCUGAAACGAUACCCAUCACUCUCCCUCACCAAGGACUUGGGGAUGUACUCACGUGAUGUGAGAUUCUUUUAUUGCAUAUCAUCCGCUGGGAAAGGCUUUCCAAUUCACCUGUGGUCUCUUCAGAUCAAAUUUCGUCAUCAAAGGGAUACUGCACAACUGUUCCAAGAGCAUGAACAACAUCUACUGAAGUGGUGACAUAAGGCAAGCCCAUUUAAAAAAUAACUGACCAUAUCAGAGCACGGUGAGAACGUGCCCUUAAGCAGUCGUAUUUGAAGCCAGUUGAUUCCUUCAACCAUUUUCACAACUCCGGGAGAAACUGUGCAGUACUAUACAGAUCUAUUUUAAUACACUUGACACUAGAACAAGAUUUUUUAUAUUCUUUUAUCAAUGAACAAAGAUCGAAAUAUACUACGGUUAUUGUUUGCCAAUUAUGCACUGGGUUGUGGCUUGCCAAGUUCAAUGUGUUUUUUUGCAAUGGCGAGCCGAAAAGCAAGAAGACAUUGAAACUGGACAACAGAGCAUUCAGACGGAACGUCUCUGGGACUGUUAACAGCAGGGCUUUUAAAAAAUAUGAAAAGGAGACUGUCCAUGGGAUAGGGUGUAUAGGAAACAAAAGUGUUUUGUCUUAAAUAUGCCAAUGUAGUUUUACUUCUUUAUGAUGCAUUAAAAACUGAUUGAUGGAAGUUGAUGGCCGACCUGUUAAGUGUAGUCUUGCUUCUUUUUUUCCAAUCUUUUUAAACUUACUAGAUGUACGAUGAAGGCUUUUUUGUUGUUGUUGCAACCUUUAUAACAGGAUCAGCUUCAACAUGAAUCGAAAAUACACCAUCACAUUAAUGAGGAUCAUGCUUUAGUUUUCAGUUUCCACUUCUAAUCCAAAGAUAUUUUUCUGAUGCUAAAGAUAUCAAUAACAAUCUCUCUGCUGUCCAUUUUUAUACAACCAUUCUUUAGAUUGGAGAAGGGCAGAAGGUAUUUCGCAAUGGAGAUUACAUCAGGGGUGCAACGAUUCAUUGUGUAUCGCUGAACUGUGAUACUUACAUGACAUAUCUUACUGUAAUAAAAGUAUUGUUUGUAUCGUAAUAUAAGCCCGAAAGCAUAACAUAACUCAAUUGAUCACCAAGUGGUUCUUGAAUGAAGAGUGUUGCCUAUAGUUUUUAUGUAUCAUUUUUAUCUUUCAACAAAAUGGUCCAUCAUUAACUGACCAUAUGAUCUUACUACACAUCCUGCAAAUAGCCCAUCAAGACCAUAACAUGUACUGUGAUACAUAUCGCAUCAUGACCCACAUAUCCCAAUACAUAUAGUAUUAUGAGAUUAGUGUACUGUUACUCCGUUAUUGAUAUCAUCUAGUUUUAACUCUUGUCCCACAGAUUCCCGAGGGCUGUUUUGACAUUAUUUAUAACUAUUAAAACAAAUCAAUAUUGUUAUGUCCAGAAAUGCUAUAAGAAACUAAGACAAAAAACAUAAAAUCUAUGAAUGUUCCUGAAGUAGUGGAUGAGUAAUGUUCCUGGUUCCCAGAAUCUGGCUUUGGGGACUGGAGCUUUAUAAAAGAGAUCAUAAAUAAACACUUAAGAGGCAUGUUAUGUACUGUAGAUACAAAAUAUCCAGUUGCUCGCACGGCUGUUUGGUUAAAAAUCCAGAACCACUUGCCUGUAGCAGACUGUGCUCUGGGAUUGAUGCUGCCCCUAAGCAUUCGAUUCCCAUGUGGAAUUCAGUGGAGCGUGACCUGCAUUAUAGAAUUGAUUUAUCCCAGGGCAAGGGAACAGCAAGGCCACAGCAUUUCAAGGGCUGCACCUGUAUUUGCAAUCUGUUUUUACAGUUGAGUAGACUUGAGUGAGUUGCUACUGUCAGGUUGUUGGGAAGAAUGCAAUAGAUUUCAAUAUCAAUUUUAGCGUGAGCAGUCUGGUUUGCAUUUAGCUUAGAAAAGAGUUUGACAAGUUCCCUUGGUAUGACAAUAAUGGCAAAACACGAGGGGUUUAAAAGAUGAGUUAAAGAAUCAGGCUAAUCACAGGGAUCCCAUUCACCUGGCUUUAAACAAUGGCUGAUGUGACGAUUUGAGAAUUUUGCAUGAGAAAUGUCACCCAACCCAGGCCCUUGCUCACUUAACAAUCUACUGUAAGCUUCACUCAAUUGAUAAACUAUCCCUCUUCAAAUAAACCCAAAAAAGACUUUGACGAGCAAGCCAUUCCAAACACUAGGUAAGCAGUGUGACAGGACGGGACAUUCAUUCUUCGUUUGACCCCAAUAAGUGGGUUUCUGCAACAGCGAUUGCCAAAGCUGGUUCCACACAGAAUGUUUUACGCUCCAGACAGCUCUGCUUUCAGAACACUUAUUUUUACUGUGAAUCCUGCAAACCCCACUCUGAACAAAUCAUACCUGUGAUAUCACUGCAGCUCUGAGAUUCUAAAUGGUAAGGUGGUGUUUCUAGGAUUUUAUAAUGCCAUGAACAAGGGGCCUGAGAGGGGUAAAAGCUGACUAAAUUACCCUUUCUCAUUACCACAACAUGAACAGGUGGCCAGUUUACAAUAGUCAAUAUUUGUGAGUGAUCAUUGAGCGCAGUAAUUGCUGCAAGGCUGAGAGUUGGGGGCUAUGAUAAUUAAUCUGGCUGUGAUGACUUUUCAUCAUCGUUCCAAGACGGCAGCACCCUUUGAGUUUUUUAGGUUAAAAGUGUGGGGAUGAACACACAGAAGAAAAAGUGGGGUAAUCUAUAUUCUCAACACAAAAAAGUUUCACCAAAGCAACAGCAAACCUCAAUGGUCCAUGAUGAAUUCAUAUGGAAUUGCUGGUAAUAUAGCCAGAAAUUAAAAGUUGUAAGACUAGAACAAUGUUAUUGUUUUGUGUGAAACAGCCCAAUUUUUCCAUUUAUGCUGAAUAAUUAACCCAUUAAGUGCCAUUGUCCUAGGCUACUUUCUAAUUUUUUGGAGCAUUUUAAACUGGCAUCUACC
Polyodon spathula (Mississippi paddlefish) is the source of this 8504-nucleotide messenger RNA. Its product is annotated as PHD finger protein 21B-like. The coding region runs from base 391 to 2163 and encodes 590 amino acids. The transcript is spliced from 15 exons. The record is from RefSeq and is a predicted model, not a curated record. NCBI's taxonomy places the organism in Eukaryota, Metazoa, Chordata, Actinopteri, Acipenseriformes, Polyodontidae.